CAGAUGUGACGUCAGGAUGCGAUGAAGUAAAAGAUGCUCGCGCUGGGUGGAGAGAGCGAACGCGCAUUCAGACUCACAUCAGCAUCACAAGAUGGGCAACGUUCAACCCACAAUAACUCCUUUUGAGGACUUUGAUGUGGUCGCAGACAUCAAGACAAUCCGUAAGGCUUGCAAAGGAAUGGGGACAGAUGAGGAGACCAUCAUUUCCAUUCUAGCAAACCGAUCUGCAGCCCAACGGCUAGAAAUUAAACAAGCCUACUUUGAAAAGUAUGAUGAUUUGGAGGAAGUCUUGAAGAAUGAGCUGACAGGAAACUUUGAGAACGCAGUUAUAGCCAUGCUGGACCCGCCCAACGUCUUCAUGGCUAAAGAGCUGAGGAGAGCCAUGAAGGGUGCUGGGACAGAUGAGGACGUGCUGGUGGAGAUCCUCUGCACCAGCACCAAUCAGGAUAUUUUGAAUUACAAAGAGGCAUAUCUGCAAGUUCAUGAGCGAGAUUUGGAGGCUGAUAUCGAAGAUGACACCAGUGGUGAAGUGAGGAAUCUGCUGGUUUCUCUCCUACAGGCUGACAGGGAUGAGGCUUAUGAAGUGGAUGAAGCACUGGCAGAACAGGACGCAACGUCAUUGAUUGAGGCAGGUGAAGGCCGCUUUGGCACAGACGAGUCCACUUUCACCUACAUCCUCACUCACAGGAACUACCUACAGCUUCAGGCCACCUUCAAGAUAUAUGAAACCCUCUCUGGAACAGAUAUUCUGGAUGCUAUAGACAGUGAGGCUACAGGAACAUUGAAGGACUGUUACGUUACACUGGUACGAUGUGCUAAAAACCCACAGCUGUAUUUUGCCCGUCGUCUGAACGCUGCAAUGAAAGGAGCUGGGACAGAUGAAGAGACACUCAUACGUAUCAUUGUGGGUCGCUCUGAGGUGGAUCUGGAGACCAUCAAGGACAUGUACUUGGAGAAAUAUGACGUAACCCUAAAGGAUGCCCUGAGUUCAGAGUGUGGUGGAGAUUUCAAGCGCCUGCUAAUAGAAAUACUUCACUAGAUUACCGUCAGGGGGAGCCGAUCGCUAACCAGACUGGUGAAAGCUUUCAACACUGCCUAUGAAUAUACACAUACAAUCACCUCUAAUGGUUUUAAUGUACCCACUACACUUUUAUCAGUCUAAACUGUUUUUGAAGCUAAAACAACUUCUGUUUUACUCACUAAACAUAAUUUAUUAGUGACAAAUCAUAAUUCAUUCCUUUAUUGGACAAUUUAUUUAAAAAAAAUAAAUAACUUAUUUAACACUUUAUUAAUGAGGAAUUUGUGAUUUCUGACAACUGCAAACCAAACAUGUGGAUGUUUGGCUUAUGACUGUAGUGCUAAUCUGGUAGCAGUUACAUGCUAAUGUUUAAAUGGCUAGCUUCAAAGCUAAGAAAGCUAACUGGGCGUUUUUUCUUAGAUUUGGUGGUGACUGUUAAUAUCAUAAAGCAGUGCUGUGAAUCUUUAUUGCAAAGUUUCUGAAAUAUAUCUGAUUUUAAGUAUAUCAAAUAGACUAUGGCUAGAGGAAAUUGAUAAAGAUAUUGAAGUAUCAUUGAUAUUACAUUAGGUUUUAAAUAUUAGAGACUGCCAGACAACUGUGUACGUUUUAAAUAAAGCAUGCUGAAUUAGACUGAA
Danio rerio (zebrafish) is the source of this 1653-nucleotide messenger RNA. The record is from RefSeq and is a predicted model, not a curated record. NCBI's taxonomy places the organism in Eukaryota, Metazoa, Chordata, Actinopteri, Cypriniformes, Danionidae.